Messenger RNA from Dendrobium catenatum, 645 nucleotides. RefSeq names its product RING-H2 finger protein ATL63-like. Bases 1 to 645 code for a protein of 214 amino acids. The record is from RefSeq and is a predicted model, not a curated record. The transcript has a single exon. NCBI's taxonomy places the organism in Eukaryota, Viridiplantae, Streptophyta, Magnoliopsida, Asparagales, Orchidaceae.
AUGCAAGAUCCCUACAACGGUAAAGUUCUCCUCGCCGCCGUCAUUUGCUUAUCCGUAGUCAUCCUCUUCGUCAUCCUCCUCCACCUCUACGGGCGCUGGCUUCUUCACCGCAGCCGCACCGCCCACACAAACAGUGUGCUUACUGACUUCCACCUCCGUCGCCGGAGCUCCGUCGAUGAAACGGCGGCUGUUGCUGUAUCUUCCAGAGAUAGUGGGCUGGACUCGACGGCGGUGGCGGCGUUGCCGAUAUUCGUUUAUGAUGGGAAGGAGCAGAAUGGGAAAAUAGUGGACUGUGUGGUUUGUUUGAGUGUGAUGGAGGAAGGGGAAAAGGGGAGAAUUUUACCGAGAUGUGGGCAUGGGUUUCAUGUUCGCUGUAUUGAUGUGUGGCUGAUGGGGAAUUCUACUUGUCCGAUUUGUCGGGCGCCAGCGGUGGAGGAGGAGGAUUGUGAGGUGGUGGUGGUGGUGGAGAGUAAUGAUGGGGUUGGGGAGGUGAGUGAGGUGGCGGUGGUGGAGAUGGAAGAUGUUGAGAAAGAAGAGUCUUCUUCUUCUUCUACUACUACUACUAUGGUUGGUGGUUCUCUGAAGAGAAUGUUGAGCAGAAGUAGAUCGGAUAAGAGAGUUUUCCCCUCUGUUCUUGAGAAUUAG